This is a messenger RNA of Exophiala spinifera, 3606 nucleotides long. RefSeq lists its product as uncharacterized. The coding region runs from base 1 to 3606 and encodes 1201 amino acids. The record is from RefSeq and is a predicted model, not a curated record. Lineage: Eukaryota; Fungi; Ascomycota; Eurotiomycetes; Chaetothyriales; Herpotrichiellaceae. The transcript has a single exon.
AUGAGCCACCACUUUCGCAUUGAGCGCUUACCGUCCGGUAUGCAUUUCCCAGGGCCUCCCCGAAAGCUGAUUUACCAGCCAGAGCUCGGCAAGAAAAGAGAGAUCCCACCAAGAGACUCUCAAGUCCCUAGUGAAUACGACGGUUUUCCCUUUCCAAAGUUCCCUUUCGCGAAUUUCGCGGCACACAAGGUGACUAGCUCGAAAUCGCCAGCGCCGGCAUGGUCCAAGCUGGACGAACCGCCAACUCUAUGCCUGCCUCUUCUGCAGGUGUCCGUCGAGGUUUUGGUAGACGGUACCAUUGCACAUACGAUCUUGACUCAGAGCUUCAAUAACGCGUCAAACGAGAGCAUACCAAAGGUUCAAUAUACGUUUCCGCUCUAUGACGGCGCUGUGGUAACAUCGUUCCGCUGCAGCAUUGAAGGUCGAAUACUCGUGGGCGAGGUUAAACCAAAGGAACAAGCCAGAGGAGAGUUCGAGAAGGCUGUCAAGAUGAAGCAUGCUGCGGCCCUCCUCGAAGAACAUACGCCUGAGAUCUUUGAGACCACUGUCGGCAACGUCCCGCCCAGUGCUAUAGUCAAAGUCGAAAUCGCGUACGUGAGUGAACUGAGAGUCGCCCUUCGAGAUGACACGAAGGAGGGGCUUGAUGUGGUCAUUCCAAUGUCCAUUGCGCCACGAUAUGGUACCGCGGCGGGAACAUACAGCACACAUCAUAAUUUUGAAGAUGAUGGACUCGAUAUUGUCAUCAAAGUGAAGGACAGCGGUACCAUUCAGGACAUAAAGUCCCCAACCCACAGGGGGAGGGUCAAAGUUCGGAAGAACGUUGUGCCCAAAUCAACUGAAGUUCAGAGUUUCGAUCAACUGGGCACAAAAAGCACCACGACCCAGAUGGUGGCAACUUUUGAGUCGCACAGUUCAAUAAUGGACGAGGACUUCGUCCUAGCCAUCGAAAUGCCGCCUUCACAUCCACUUCGGUCCCGUGCCGUACUGUCUCCAUCCAAUCAGGCGGGUCAUGCUGCGUUGAUGGUCAAUGUCAAGCCCAAUGAAGUCUUCAAUGGCGAUUUCCAAGCACAAAACUUCGACGGCGAGGUUAUCUUCGUUCUGGAUCGGUCUGAGUCCAUGGGCUGGUCCACUAACAAGACAGGCGGUUAUCAGAGUGACACGACAAAAAUCGGCACCCUCCGUCAAGCCAUGCCACUCUCCUUGGUCAGCCUGCCAGUCAAAUGUGCAUUCAACAUUGUGUCAUUUGGAACCCACUCCCAGUUCUUGUGGGACAAGUCCAAGCCGUACUCUGAGGCCAACCGGGACUAUGCAAUGAAAUAUGUGCGGACGGUCAAGGCGGACAUGGGCGGCACCGAAAUGAUGUUUGCAAUUCAGCAGGCUGUCGAAUCACGAUCAACAGACAGAUGUACUACACAAAUUAUUAUCAUCACGGACGGUGAGCUGGAUCCAGAAAAGGUCAUCGAUUAUGUGCGCAAAACCCGCCGGGAGUUGCAAAGCAAGAUACGCUUCUUUGCCCUAGGGAUAGGCGACCAAGUCUCGCACCGACUAAUUGAGAGCAUCGGAGAGUUUGGCGGCGGAUACGGCGAGGUCAUCAACCUCCGGGCGAACCGCAGAUGGGACGUCAGUCUCAGUCGCAUGCUGAAGGCCGGACUUACGCCCGACAGCUGGACGUUGGAAAUCAGUCUUGGUGCUGGCUUUCAAAGAAGAAGCUUGGUGAAUUACCAGUUAGGAGAGCGCCCUCAGGAGAAGCUGCUGGUUCCGUACAUCCAGGCGCCCUAUCCAAGUCCUUCUCUCCAUCCUUUCACAUAUCAUUCCAUAUUUUUUCUGCUUGAUAUCGGCAUGCAACCACCUCCCGCGGAGGUGAUACUCAGACCUACAAACGCAGGCACCAAACCGGAGGCGGAACACUUCAUUACAGUAGAACAAACGUGGACAAACAAGUCCACAAUUCAUCAUCUCGCGGUCAAGGCGGCGCUGGUGGAGCUCGAAGCGGAAAUCAACCGAGAGGCUCCUGAGGAGUCCCAGAGUUAUAUCGGAGGCUCCAAUGCCGAAAAACUGGGCGCGACAUAUUCCAUUGUCAGCAAAUGGACAAGCUUCGUCGCAGUAGACCAGGAGAACAAGGACUUCCACGAAAUAGACAUGUCGAAGGCUGAGAUGAUCGAUAUUGACAUCGAAGAUCUGGAAUCUAAUAGCGAAGACAUGGGAUCUGAUUUGGCGAUGAUAGGAUCGAGCGACGAAGAUUCAAGCUGUGAAUAUGCAUUCGGCCCAGGGGCACCUCCUCGAUCCAGAGCGAAACCUCCUAUUCACAUACUGCCCAACACAGCGGACGGCAGGAAGCCUCGAGCGGAUCGAUCGAUCGGCUCCUCUUCUUUUCCCGUACUCCACAGGGACGGUCUUUCGACAGAUGGUAGUUUUAGAACAUCACCUCCAAAGAGAGGGACCACUGUCAAUUUUGCCAAGAAUGUUAAUUCGUGGAGAGGUGUCAAAGACGUCUUCAAGAGGACGUUGAAACCAGCCAAGCUCUUCCAACGGCGCCGUAGUAAAACGGGAGACAACGAGAUGUACGAUGACUAUGAAGCGGAGAGUGAUUAUGAAGAGGAGGGUGGUUAUGAAGGGGGGAUUGAUUAUCAAGAAGGGGGUGGUUCUCAAAAGGGGGGUGACUGUGAAGAAGGGUGUGAGGCUGGUGCUGAGAUCGGUGCUUAUGAACCUUGCCGUUAUUCUAGUGAGGAUAAUCUUGAGGAACCAGAGGCCAGCCGCGAUGUUUCGGACGAUUCAAUCACGCUGAUGGAUGCCGUGGACGUCCAAGACCGUGAUGGCAUAUUCCAUCUGCCUAGAUCCUUACGGGAGACGCUGCAAAGGCAUUUCUGCCCCGGCACGUCAACAUCCCUCGUGGCCACCCUGGCGCAGAUCUCGACCGUACCACCACUUUCCAACCGGAAACGGAGGACGCUGGCGGACACGCUGAUGAUGAUCCAGUACUUCAAGGUCCACGCAGCCCAGGAAAGAGAUCUCUGGGAGCUGAUGAUGGACAAGGCCGAGUACGCGGUGCGGCAGGCUCUGCAGUUGUCGGGCGAAGAUGAGGAGGAAGAAGCAAUAUUUGCUUCUCUGGGACGGAUCACCGACGGUGCCAGCAAACACAUGCACUUCCUGACCACGAUUGAUCCAUCUGAAGAGAGGUCCGUCGGCUCUUUCCCGCCAUCUCGGACAAUUGAGGUGUGCCCCAGUUGUGGGACCAACUCCGAGGUCGAGGACCUUGUGCAGCGUGGAAAACGACGGGACGGUUCGCGACACCAAGUUCGGCACCAAGUUGGUUCCGAACCACCCAGGGCUAAUUACAGGUAUGCAACACUUCCAGGAUCUGUUAGCAGCCAUCAAACACCGCAACUUGGCACUCCUCCGCCUGUCACUCUCAGCAUAAGGACAGCAACCACCGCAAAGCGACCUAGGUCGCGACGAGAACCCUCGCACAAGCCGCAGGCUGUAUCAUCUUCGAGAACGAGUUUCAUCCUUCCCCUGCCUCGCCAAAUUUCGGUAGAGACGAGAGAAACAGAGUUCCCAUCGAGAGGUCCCAGAAAGAGCGAGAAACAGGCCAAAUUCAGAGAAUGA